Molecule: messenger RNA, 1416 nt
Organism: Sceloporus undulatus (fence lizard)
Lineage: Eukaryota; Metazoa; Chordata; Lepidosauria; Squamata; Phrynosomatidae
Gene: VSIG1
Product: V-set and immunoglobulin domain containing 1
Exons: 7
Coding region: 1-1029 (342 amino acids)
Biological process (GO): maintenance of gastrointestinal epithelium; epithelial cell morphogenesis
Cellular component (GO): plasma membrane
Source: RefSeq, a predicted model, not a curated record
AUGAACACGGAGGCAACAAUGCUGAAGAUAUUUGUCAUUUUGGUCGCCUUUACAGGUCCUGUGAGCUGUGCAGUCGUCCCAGCGUCACAACGGUCUGUGAACACAACCGUCGGCGGGAAUAUCACGCUCCCCUGCAUGUAUAACAUGGAUGCCCCCGUAUCCGAUUUAUUCAUCCAGUGGAUGUUUUACAACGCCAAACUGAAAAAUAGCGCCAUAAUUUAUUAUUUCCAGAAAAGCCAGCCAUACACUUCAACAGAGUACAAGAACCGAAUCCUCAUUGCCAACAGCACAGGCAACGCAUCCUUAACCAUCUUCAACAUGAAGCCGUGGGAGACGGGCGUUUACACUUGCGAAGUUUUGAUUUCUGGGACUCCUCCUUCCCAAGUUGAAAAAUCAUUUCCCGUCUAUGUACUAACUCCCCCUUCGAAGCCUCUCUGCAGCUUCAGCCACAGCCAAAAGGUCGAACUUGGGCACUUCAUCACUCUCUCCUGUCUUUCGGAAAUUGGGAUGCCUAACCCGAAGUACUAUUGGCAUCGAGUAUCGGGAGAUACAAUCAUGCGUGUAUCAGAGUAUUACGAUCCUCAGACUGGUCUCUUGGAAAUUGGCAACCUAACCAAGCUUGAAGAAGGUUACUAUCAGUGCAUCGCUAUAAACUCUCUUGGCAAUAGCACUUGUCAGAUUGACCUCACAAUCAAACAUUCAGAAAGCGGCGUUAUUGCUGCAGCGUUGAUUGCGGCCAUUCUGGCGGCUGCUUUGAUCUGUGUCAUUGUCUGGAUUUUAACCUCAAAGGAGAAGAAAAAGAGGAGAAAGGAAAAAGCUGCCAUCAGUGAAAUGCAGACUAUGGCUCAGAAAGAGCCCCUGACAUCGGGCUAUGCUGCCGUGCCCAGCCAGGAAAAUGUGCCGGUUGCAGCCGUUCCGCCCAGCAAAGAUUCCAAUGAGACUGGCGAAUACGUCACCCCAGAUGAGAUUGAAGCUGCUGCGGUGCCUGAAAAUGAGAGGCAGGAGAUGGAGCACCAAUCUGUGGCCUAAAUCCAUCCCAAGGGCGACCCAACAGCAACUCAUCUGCUUGUGAAUUAGUAUAAGGCACAAGUCAUAUCCACCAUUGCCCCAAAUCUAGCUAAUCCAAAGCACUCAAACAGACCUCCUCCAAGCAGAUUCCUUCUUUGGCUACUCUGGCAUUCUUCUUAUAGCUGCCAGGGAGGGGUAGGGAAUGGGGUGUUUUAUCUGUUCUAGCAUGGAUAGAUAGACUGGGAUUAAGCCUUUUAAAUCUUCACAUUUGCUUUAGCAAUGGUGCUCUCAACACCUUCCUGUGCCACAAAUAGCGGUCUUUGUACACCGAAACAAAACUUUCCCCCCCUAUAAGUUGCUUUUAUAGUGUAUAUUUGUUACCAACUAAUAAUACAACUCCUCUUCAUU